Messenger RNA from Spea bombifrons (plains spadefoot toad), 1762 nucleotides. It is a transcript of the gene STK25, whose product is annotated as serine/threonine kinase 25. Gene Ontology annotation, biological process: protein phosphorylation. Gene Ontology annotation, molecular function: protein kinase activity; ATP binding. Bases 329 to 1573 code for a protein of 414 amino acids. The record is from RefSeq and is a predicted model, not a curated record. The transcript is spliced from 12 exons. Lineage: Eukaryota; Metazoa; Chordata; Amphibia; Anura; Pelobatidae.
UCUUUAACAAGGGGGUCUUGGCGAGGAGGCCUAGCUGUGAAACGGGUACUUGUUGGGAGAAGUGACAGAUAUCUUGCAGUCUUUGACUUGACGUCACUAGGGUGGGCCUUUUACGUGUAGUUGAUGGACGAGACCCCUUAUGCGAAGCAACAAGCUGCCCAUCUGAUGCAGUGUACACGAUAAGGGGGGCUAUUGCGUAACUUGAGAGGCAGCCCUCUGUGACCUGUGAAAUCAGACAUGGAGUCUGAACCUCAUCCGGUAACCGUCGGCAACCUGAUUAGGACCGUUCUACACUGAUCUUCAAAUCAGUCGAGGAAAAGGCACAAGAAUGGCGCUCCUCAGAGACUUCACGACUCAGGGCUCCAGAAUGGAUCCCGAGCGUCUCUUCACCAAGCUGGAGCGGAUUGGUAAAGGCUCCUUUGGAGAGGUAUAUAAGGGCAUAGAGAAUCACAGCAAAGAGGUAGUUGCAAUCAAGAUCAUUGACCUGGAAAAGGCAGAAGAUGAAAUCGAGGACAUACAGCAGGAGAUCACAGUGCUGAGUCAGUGCGAUAGCCCGUAUAUCACCCGCUAUUAUGGCUCCUACCUCAAGGGGUCUAAGCUUUGGAUUAUUAUGGAGUACUUAGGAGGGGGAUCUGCUCUGGACUUGCUGAAACCAGGUCCUCUUGAAGAGUCCUAUAUUGCCACCAUGCUUCGUGAAAUCCUAAAGGGUCUGGAUUACUUGCACUCAGAGAGGAAGAUCCACCGUGACAUUAAAGCUGCAAACGUGUUGCUUUCAGAGCAGGGAGAUGUAAAGUUGGCCGAUUUUGGGGUAGCUGGUCAGCUAACUGACACUCAAAUAAAGAGGAACACUUUUGUGGGCACUCCAUUCUGGAUGGCGCCAGAGGUCAUUAAACAAUCCGCCUACGACUUCAAGGCUGAUAUUUGGUCUCUGGGAAUCACUGCAAUCGAGCUAGCUAAGGGAGAGCCCCCGUAUUCUGACCUCCACCCCAUGAGGGUCUUGUUCUUGAUCCCCAAGAAUAACCCCCCAACACUGCAGGGACAGCACAGCAAACCAUUUAAAGACUUUGUGGAGGCCUGUUUGAACAAGGACCCCCGCUCUAGGCCUACCGCUCGUGAACUAUUGAAGCAUCGCUUUAUCUUAAGAUACACCAAGAAAACCUCCUUCCUCAUGGAGCUUGUAGAAAGAUACAAGCGUUGGAAAGCCCAGGGUCACCGCGAUGACUCUAGUUCGGAUGACUCUGACAUGGAUAACGAAGACGAAAGGAAUCAAAACCACGCUCCCCACUGGUCCUUUCCAGAGACGGUGCGGCCCUCGUCAAUGAGCAGAAUGCAGUGGGGGUUCCAGCAGCAGCCGGCAGAAGUGAUUAAACGUCUCCCGCGGUCACACUGUUUGUCGGCACUAGUAACGCCUGUCUUUCGGGAGUUACGGGAGCAGCGAUGUGCGGGUGCCUUUGGAUCGGUGCAGGAGCUGGAGAACGCCUUUAGCCUGGCCGAGGAGUCGAGUCCUGGGAUCACCGACCAGCUCAUCGCUCACUUGGUAAAGCGAGUGCAAAGAUUCUCCACAGCUCAGUGAAAAUAAACCCUACGGGCACCCAGUUUCCACAUCCCCACCUCAACUGUGAUAAAAGUGACAUCCAGACCAUGGCAUUACUUUUAAAAUGUUUAUUUUUUUUUUAACAAUAUUGUAACAAAGUGUUUACCAACAGUCCUGAUGAGCCAGUAUGUUAUGUACAAAAAUAAACUGACAUUUCAUUCAUACAAA